GUCUGCUUCUUUCACCGUAAAUGCGAGCUCUUCCUGAAGCCGUACAGUACAGGUUCGAGGUCCCUUUUUUUUUCCUUCGAAAUUUCAGCUAAUUCCCCGUCUCGGAGCCAAACCCUACAUAUUUCCAGUUCCGUUUGCUUAACCUCGGGAACCCUAAUUUCACGAGACAACUGUCUCCACUUUCUUCUCCUCUGAUCUUCCCAGCCUGAUUCGAGCUAAAAAGCUAUAAUUCUUUCUUUUGGGAUCCGGAUCAUUUCCCUCUCAAUCGCUAGGUUCUUAUUGACGGUCGGGUGGGCUAAUUCGGGUUGGUUUCAGGGUUGAUACGGAGGAUCGGAGUCUCUGUAGAGGUUUCAUCGGACGAGAUGAGCGCUCAAAAGAAGAAGAACUUCCAAAUAGAGGCGUUCAAGCACCGGGUCGUGGUGGAUCCGAAAUACCCUGAAAAGACGUGGAAGAUUCUGGAGCAUGCAAUCCACGAGAUUUACAAUCACAAUGCUAGCGGGCUUAGCUUCGAAGAGCUUUAUAGGAAUGCUUACAAUAUGGUGCUGCACAAAUUUGGAGAGAAACUAUACUCUGGACUCGUGACAACUAUGACGUCUCAUCUACUUGAAAUAUCUAGAUCAAUUGAAGCGGCUCAGGGGGAGGUAUUCUUGGAAGAGCUGAACAGGAAGUGGGCCGAUCAUAACAAGGCAUUGCAAAUGAUCCGAGAUAUAUUGAUGUACAUGGAUAGGACUUUCAUUCCAAGCACCCACAAAACCCCAGUUCACGAGCUUGGGUUGAACUUAUGGAGAGAUGUUGUUAUCCACUCCAGCAAAACCCAGAUUAGGCUUCGGGAUACACUCCUUGAGCUUGUGUAUAGAGAAAGGAAUGGUGAAGUUAUAAAUAGAGGUUUGAUGAGGAAUAUUAUAAAGAUGUUAAUGGAUUUAGGUUCUGCUGUUUACCAAGAAGACUUCGAGCAGCAUUUUCUUGAAGUUUCAGCUGAUUUUUACCGUCUUGAGUCUCAACAAUUCAUUGAGUCAUGUGAUUGUGGGGAUUAUUUAAAGAAAGCUGAGAGACGUCUAAAUGAAGAAAUGGAGAGAGUGUCCCAUUAUAUGGAUGCUAGAAGUUUAGACAAGAUAACUAAUGUUGUUGAAAAGGAGAUGAUUGAAAGUCAUAUGCAGAGACUAGUCCAUAUGGAGAACUCAGGCUUAGUUAACAUGCUUGUGAAUGACAAAUAUGAGGAUUUGGGAAGAAUGUAUAACUUGUUUCGCAGGGUGCCCACUGGACUGUCAAUAGUUCGGGAUGUUAUGACCUCCUACAUUCGGGAUACCGGCAAGCAGCUAGUGACUGAUCCGGAAAGGUUGAGGGAUCCGGUUGACUUUGUGCAACGUUUGUUGGAUUUAAAGGAUAAAUAUGAUGAAAUCAUCACUUUGGCAUUUGGAAACGACAAGACGUUCCAGAAUGCUUUGAAUUCCUCUUUUGAGUACUUCAUCAAUUUGAAUGCUCGGUCCCCGGAAUUCAUUUCUUUGUUUGUGGAUGACAAGCUCCGGAAAGGACUGAGAGGGGUUAGUGAGGAGGAUGUGGAGAUUGUACUGGACAAGGUCAUGAUGCUUUUCCGUUACCUACAAGAGAAAGACGUAUUUGAGAAGUAUUACAAACAACAUUUGGCCAAGAGGCUUCUUGCGGGGAAAACUGUCUCUGAUGAUGCGGAAAGAAGUCUGAUUGUUAAGCUUAAAACAGAGUGUGGAUACCAAUUUACGUCUAAACUGGAAGGUAUGUUCACUGAUAUGAAGACCUCAGAGGAUACCAUGCAGGGCUUCUAUGCAAGCCAUGGCACUGAGUUAGGGGAUGGCCCCACAUUAGCUGUUCAUGUACUCACUACAGGUUCUUGGCCUACUCAACCGAGUGCUACAUGCAACCUUCCAGCAGAAAUCCUGGGGGUAUGUGAGAAGUUCAGGAGUUAUUAUCUUGGGACGCAUACUGGUCGUAGGCUGUCCUGGCAAACGAACAUGGGCACUGCUGAUUUGAAAGCGACCUUUGGGAAGGGCCAGAAGCAUGAGCUCAAUGUUUCCACCUACCAGAUGUGUGUACUGAUGCUUUUCAACAAUGCCGAUAGGCUGAGUUAUAAGGAGAUUGAGCAAGCCACAGAGAUACCUGCCUCAGACUUGAAGAGAUGCCUGCAGUCUCUGGCUUGUGUCAGGGGGAAGAAUGUUUUGCGGAAGGAGCCUAUGAGCAAGGACAUAGCUGAGGACGAUGCCUUCUUCUUCAAUGACAAGUUCAUGAGCAAGCUCUACAAGGUAAAAAUAGGUACCGUGGUUGCUCAGAGGGAAUCUGAACCUGAAAAUCAGGAAACCCGGCAGAGAGUGGAGGAGGACAGGAAGCCUCAGAUCGAGGCUGCGAUUGUGAGAAUCAUGAAGUCACGGCGGACGCUAGAUCAUAAUAACAUUGUUGCUGAGGUCACAAAGCAGCUGCAGGCUCGGUUCUUGCCCAACCCUGUUGUCAUAAAGAAACGAAUUGAAUCCCUCAUUGAGCGGGAGUUUUUGGAGAGGGACAAAAAUGAUAGGAAAAUGUAUCGAUAUCUUGCUUGAAGAAUAGGCUCAAAACGUUGUCUCAUAGUGCCAAGGUAUAUGUCACGCCUGAUUGUAUCCUCCAUUUGCUGAAUUGGAAGGUUGUUCUCGAAUUAAUCGAGGCUUGGAUGGGUUUCAAUGAAUUUCAUUUCUGCUUA
Messenger RNA from Carya illinoinensis, 2701 nucleotides. Its product is annotated as cullin-3A-like. Gene Ontology annotation, molecular function: ubiquitin protein ligase binding. Gene Ontology annotation, biological process: protein ubiquitination; ubiquitin-dependent protein catabolic process. The transcript has 2 exons. Gene Ontology annotation, cellular component: cullin-RING ubiquitin ligase complex. The coding region runs from base 363 to 2564 and encodes 733 amino acids. The record is from RefSeq and is a predicted model, not a curated record. NCBI's taxonomy places the organism in Eukaryota, Viridiplantae, Streptophyta, Magnoliopsida, Fagales, Juglandaceae.